This is a messenger RNA of Frankliniella occidentalis (western flower thrips), 1929 nucleotides long. RefSeq names its product lactase/phlorizin hydrolase. NCBI's taxonomy places the organism in Eukaryota, Metazoa, Arthropoda, Insecta, Thysanoptera, Thripidae. The coding region runs from base 89 to 1750 and encodes 553 amino acids. Gene Ontology annotation, molecular function: beta-glucosidase activity. The record is from RefSeq and is a predicted model, not a curated record. Gene Ontology annotation, biological process: carbohydrate metabolic process. The transcript is spliced from 10 exons.
CGGCCGCGGCACAGGGCCAGGUUCGACGGAUCACCCGUGCGGUUCGCAUAUUCGCACUUUGCUUCCGACCGCCUUGCGGGUCGCCGCCAUGCGUUGUCGACGUCUCGUCCUGUUGCUCCUUUGCGCGGCCGUCGGCCAGUCGUCUAUAAUCGGCCAAAACGACCGCGGGAGCGUUCACAAGACGGGCGCGGACGCGAUGGAGUACGUUCCGCUGCCGGAGGACUUCUUGUUCGGCGCUGGCACGUCCGCGAUGCAGGUCGAGGGCGCGUGGAACGUAGACGGGAAAAGCCCGAGCGUUAUGGACGUUUUCCUUCAGCAUGAGAUGCCACCACCGUAUGCUGAUAUGAAACAGCCGAACGUAACCGCAGACUCGUAUCAUCGGUACAAGGACGACGUGGCAAUGGCAGCCGCCCUCAAGCUUCAAGUUUACAGGUUCUCUGUGUCAUGGCCUCGUGUCCUUCCAGAAGGGGACACGUCCGUCAUAAAUCAGGAUGGCGUCAAUUACUACAAAAAUCUCAUUGAAGAGCUCAUAAAGCACAACAUUCAGCCCAUGAUAACCAUGAACCACUUUGACUAUCCGUUCGCAACUCUCAAGAAAACUGGAGGCUGGGCUAACAAGGCUAUCGUCCCAGCGUUUAGAGAAUACGCAGACUUUCUCUUCAAAACCUUCGGCGACAAAGUGCGUCUGUGGACCACGAUAAACGAGGCCAACUACUACUGCAUGAACUUUGCCCUCUUACCCGUGCCGGGCUUGUACGAGCCCCAGGUCGGCGACGACUACAAGUGCGUCCACCACACGAUCCUGGCGCACAUGGAGGCUUACCGCGUGUACGAGGAGAAGUACCGCAAGACCCAGGGAGGCAAGAUCGGAGCGGCCGCGCUUACGCUGUGGUGCCGACCCAACUCCACCUCCUACGAGGACAUCCAGGCGGCCGAGCGCGGCAACCUGUUCGCCCUGGGCUCCAUCUACCAUCCGGUGGUGCACGGCGACUACCCGGAAGCCCUCAAGGAGCGCGUCGCGCACUACAGCGCGCUGGAGAACCGGCCGACCUCCCGCCUGCCGAGCUUCACGGACGAGGAGCGCGCGCGACUCAAGGGCAGCGCCGACUUCCUCUGCUUCAACGCGUACAUGGGCACCACGGUGGCGGACGGCACCAAGAAGCCACGGCCCGCGGGCGGUGGCACGAUCCAGUCUGACCGCGACGCCGCCGAGGUCGGCACCGACACGAGGCCGGGCUUCUUCGGGGACUUGUUCAUGCGGGCCAACCCCUGGGUGCUGAGAGACGCGCCGCUCUGGAUCCGCGACAACUACAAGAACACGCCCCUCUUCAUCACGGAGAACGGCUGGGGAGACGAGAGAGGCAAUACCAACCCCAAGGCUGACCCCCUCGACGACGAGCCCAGGGUUGGCUACCACAGUGUAUACCUGCAGGAGCUGAUCCGCACCGCCACGGAGGAGAACGUUAACAUAAUGGGCUACCUAGCCUGGAGUCUCAUCGACACCUACGAGUGGACGGCCAAUUUCGGGCGAAAGUUUGGUCUUGUGCACGUGGACUACGAAAACGGCUCACUGAAUCGGACCCUCAAAAAAUCCGCGUGGUUUUUCCAGGAGAUUGGCACCAACAGAAGAGUGCCAAAAGUACCUUUCACAUUCGUCCCUGGUUCCAGUACCGGAGCUGGAACCAAAACUGUACCAAUCCAUUACGCUGUGCCUUUCCUAUUCGCUAUUGUAUUAAGCUUCUUACAUUGAUUAGAAAGAAAUAUUUGAUCUAAGAAAUUGUCAUUAAUUUUUCCUAGCUUUACCAAAGAACUUUAUGAAGUUAUCUAAUUUAAAAAGAUCUAGUAUUUAUUUUGUACUUUUAUUGAUGCUAAACGCAAAUUUUAGUGAUAGCUCACGUGAAAAGUAAAAUGCGAUUUUUACCAACAGAA